AUGGAACUACAACUCACUGCCAAUGACUUAGAGAAAGAGACGACCCCUCCCACCGGGGUGAAGAUGCUUGUCCGAGAUUUUAUCGAAGACUCCCUCUACAAUCCAAACUAUGGCUAUUUCCCGAAACAAGCAACCAUCUUCGCCCAUGAUUCGCAUUCCUUCGACUUUCCUUCACUCCGCGACUCGAUCGAGUUUCAGGAAGAAGUGGCAAAAAAGUAUGCUGGCUAUGGCUCAGAUUCAUAUGAAGGACCUGGCCGACAGUUAUGGCAUACACCAACUGAGCUGUUCAAGCCCUGGUACGGUCAAGCCAUCGCACAAUGUGUUGUCUCGGAGUACCUGCUCAAGUACUUCCCCUACGAGGAUUUUGUCAUCUAUGAGAUAGGAGCUGGGAACGGUACCUUGGCAAUGGACAUCCUCAACUACCUUCAAGAAGCUCACCCAAUGGUGUACGAACGCACGCGAUACAACAUUAUCGAAAUUAGCGGUAGCCUUGUGCAGCUCCAGAAGAAGAAGCUACGCAGCGCCCAUCCUUGUGUGAAGAUUACCCACCAGAGUGUCUUCCACUGGAACAAGCGAGAGCCGUCUCCCUGCUAUUUCAUUGCUAUGGAAGUCGUGGACAACUUUGCGCAUGACAUCCUUCGAUACGAUCUAGACACCAUGCAGCCCCUCCAGGGUAUGGUUACGAUCUCCGAACAAAACGAUUUCGACAUCGUUUACACUCCUGUCACGGACCCCUUAAUCUCGUCAAUGCUAGGGAUUCGAAACAAACUGCGACAUCAACCCCCAGUUAAUAAACUCCUCCGAUACUCCCCAUUCCUCAGAAAGAUGUACAGAGGCCUUCCUUUCGCCGCUAAUCUCUCCAAGGAAGAGUACAUCCCAACACGUCUUCUCAGCUUGAUGCAAACCCUCCGAAAUCACUUCCCUCGUCACAGACUGCUAUUAUCCGACUUCUCCUCUUUACCAGACAGCAUUCCUGGCAUCAACGCCCCUGUGGUGCAAACACGCUUCAGAAACACGACUAUCCCUUGUAGCACUCUCCUCGUGAAGCAGGGGUACUUCGAUAUUUUCUUCCCAACGGAUUUCGAGCGCCUAAGAGACAUGUACGAACACAUCCUCUCAAAUCCCAACCACCCGACCAACAUCUCGAACGAGGCUCGACCGAAUCCACUGCUCGGAACAAGCUCACAAUCAUCACUGGGCGCAGGCUUCUUUUCCUCACGCUACCCAGCGGACAGAAGAACGCCUGUAGCAGGAAUGCCCUCCUCAAGUGGCCUCCCCGUCGGCGAACGCAAAUCCAACGUCUUUACCCAUGCGGAGUUUAUGGAGACGUAUGCCGAUCUCAGCAAGACAAAGUUACAAAACGGGGAAAAUCCUAUGCUAGAUUUCUACAAGAACGUCAAAUUUUUGUUCUAA
Molecule: messenger RNA, 1413 nt
Organism: Coprinopsis cinerea okayama7#130
Lineage: Eukaryota; Fungi; Basidiomycota; Agaricomycetes; Agaricales; Psathyrellaceae
Exons: 4
Coding region: 1-1413 (470 amino acids)
Cellular component (GO): mitochondrion
Molecular function (GO): protein-arginine omega-N symmetric methyltransferase activity
Source: RefSeq, a predicted model, not a curated record